GGACAGUUUGAACAUGACAUGUUGCCGCGUCUUACGAUGACUUAUGAAUCAUGAGCGUGCAAAUAAAAGGAGGCAACCCACACCGAUCGGGGGAGGGACGUCCAGCUGUCCGGAGCCGUCCGGAGCUGUCCGGAGCUGUCCCAUCACGUUGCCGUGAAAAGUCUCGCCGCGUCUUGUACGGAUCUCCUGCGGCUGGUCGGUUCCAGCCAGGGGAGAAAGAAUUUUUUUCACGACGUGGGGCGGCAAAGCCCUGCUGUCGCUGAGGGAAUCCCAAGAGCAAGAGGAGCUGGUGUCCGAGGAGAAGCAGGGAGCGCGAUCCCGGGUCAAAGUUAAGAACGGCUCAUUCCACGCCACGGCGCGCGCAGAGUGAGAGUACACCGGCGUCAAGAACCGAGUCAGCCGGUAGGACGAAGUUUGUCUCAUGACAAGUUUCAGGCGGAGCGCCGCGCAUCCCAACCGCAGCGACCCUCAGAGCGGCUGAGACCGCAGAGCGACGCUCGCGCUCCUUCGCACCGUGAGCCGCGUGUGCGCGCUGGAGCUGUUGAGAGGAGACGCCCAUGAUCCGCGUGCGCGAGAGAGGAGCGUUACUCCAGCUUACCGCACCCAGCUCCCAACGCCGAUCAUGCUCCGGCUGUGGGUGCUCCUCCUGGGGCUCGUCCCGCUGCUCUCGGACCCGAGGCCGGUGGGGGCCGAUGAUGGCUGCUUCAGCGAAAAGAACUCCUUCUUCUGCGUGGGGGACGAAGUGCGUCGGAUGCCCGCCGUCAUCCCCAGCAACACCACCAGCGUGUUGUUGAAGCUGACGAAGCUCACGAUCUUACCACCGCAGGCUUUCUGGGGUCUGAACGAAGUGUCCAAAAUCACGAUGAUACAGAACGGGUUCCUGGAAGAGAUCGGAGCACUCGCCUUUGCCAACCUCUCUAACGUGGUUGAAAUAACAAUCACUGCAGCCAAACAUCUGGCUGUGAUCCAUAAGGAUGCCUUCUGGAAUCUACCGAAGCUGAGAUACCUGUCCAUCACGAACACCGGCCUCAAACAGCUGCCUGAUUUCACCAAGAUCAACUCAGCAGCAUAUGCCUUCGUGCUUGACUUCCAGGACAACCUGUACGUAGACGUGAUUCCACCCAACGCCUUUCUGGGAAUGACCACUGACAUUGUUGAGAACCUGAGACUGUCCAGGAACGGGAUCACUGAGGUGCAGAGCCAUGCCUUUAACGGCACGAAAAUGAUGAGGCUGUCUCUCAUGGGAAACCAGCCGUUAAGGCACAUCCACAGCCAGGCCUUCACGGGAGCAGAAGGCCCCGGUGUAUUGGACAUAUCGCAGACGGCUGUCAGCACCCUGCCGGAGAACAUGCUUCACGGCCUCAAGGUGUUGAAGGCCGUGGCAGUGCAGAACCUGAAGAAGCUGCCCAGCCCGAAGCUCUUCACUCAACUCAUCGAGGCCAACCUGACUUACCCGAGCCACUGCUGCGCCUUUGCCAACUUCAGGAGGAACAUGUCCACGCAGAGCCCAUACUGCAGUCUACCCGGCAUCGAGAAGGGAGAGCCAGGCUUCUUCAGGGAGUACUGUCAGACAAACAACGAGGUAUCCUGCUUCCCCAAGCCAGAUGCCUUCAACCCGUGCGAGGACAUCAUGGGCUUCACCUACCUGCGCGUGCUCAUCUGGCUCAUCAGCGUGUUGGCGAUUGCCGGCAACUUGCUGGUGUUAACCGUGCUGCUGAGCAGCCACUACAAGCUCACCGUGCCACGCUUCCUCAUGUGUCACCUGGCCUUCGCUGACCUCUGUAUGGGUGUCUACCUGCUGCUCAUCGCCACCAUGGACACCCACACUCGCUCGCAGUACUACAACUACGGAAUUGACUGGCAAACAGGAACUGGAUGCACCACUGCCGGUUUCAUCACCGUUUUUGCCAGCGAACUGUCGGUCUACACGCUCACGGUGGUCGCUCUGGAGAACUGUCACACCAUCUUUGCGCUCCAAGUGGACCAACGCACACAGCUGCGACACGUUCACGCCAUCAUGACCGUUGGCUGGGUCUUUGCCUUGCUGGCUGCCGUGCUCCCUGUGGUUGGGGUUAGCAGCUACUCCAAAGUGAGCAUCUGCCUACCGAUGGACGUGGAGACGACAGUAGCUCAGGUGUACGUGGUGGGGCUGCUGCUGCUGAACGUCCUGGCCUUCCUGGUAAUGUGCACCUGCUACGUGCACAUCUACAUGACUGUGCGCAAUCUCAAUUUUGUUCCAGCCGGUGCCGACAUCGACGUGGCGAAGUGGAUGGCCGUGCUGAUCUUCACCAACUUCCUCUGCAUGGCUCCCAUUUCCUUCUUUGCAAUCUUGGCCGCGCUCAAGCUACCCCUCAUCACCAUAUCCCACGCCAAAGUGCUGCUGGUGUUCUUCUACCCCAUCAACUCGUGUGCCAACCCCUUCCUCUACGCCUUCUUUACCACGACCUUCAAGAGGGACUUCUUCAUCCUGGCUAGCCGCUUUGGGUGCUUCAAAGCCAGAGCGCAGAUGUUCUGCACCGAGAUGUCCUCAUCCCAGAACAGAGUCUGGGUGUCCACCCAAAAAACCAGCAAUGAUACCCUCCACUCUCUGGAGCCACUUAACCAUAUUCACUGAGCUCUGACCCAAGCUACCUUAACCUUUGACACCUGCUCUUGUCAAUCUCCAUAUGAUAUUGACGGCAGAUACUGAAAGUCAUGAGUACUUUGUUGGAUUCCAAUGAUUAUGUGGAGUACUGAUGCUGAGCAGUUGUGCUUUUGAAUUUAUAAGUUGUGGUGUUCUUGGCGGUCAGGCAAUGAUUAAUGCAAAGUUAUCAUGAUCAGUAUCUAUUUUGUUGAUCAGUCAUUGAGUUUUGUUUUUCCAGUAUUCUGAGUUGUUAGUUUUACAUUUAUUCAUUUAGCUGAUGCUUUUC
Messenger RNA from Scleropages formosus (Asian bonytongue), 2909 nucleotides. Its product is annotated as lutropin-choriogonadotropic hormone receptor-like. The transcript has 11 exons. Bases 623 to 2614 code for a protein of 663 amino acids. The record is from RefSeq and is a predicted model, not a curated record. Gene Ontology annotation, molecular function: follicle-stimulating hormone receptor activity; G protein-coupled peptide receptor activity; thyroid-stimulating hormone receptor activity. Gene Ontology annotation, cellular component: plasma membrane. Gene Ontology annotation, biological process: hormone-mediated signaling pathway; activation of adenylate cyclase activity; adenylate cyclase-activating G protein-coupled receptor signaling pathway. Lineage: Eukaryota; Metazoa; Chordata; Actinopteri; Osteoglossiformes; Osteoglossidae.